AUGGCAUCUCGAGAGCGCGGAAAAAAGCCUCGCCUCGGCGCAUCACCUACCAAGAACAACACAGAGCGCGAUCGUCGGGCUCAGCGCAGGACAGCGGUGCGUGAGCAAGCUCUGCGCGAUCAAGUUCUCAAAGAACAAGCUCUUCAUAGUAAAGCUCGCCGUGCUAAGAUCACUGAGAUGAACACACUCAAUUCGCCCCUCCUUCGUCUUCCGGCCGAACUGAGAAACGUCAUCUUCGCCUACGUCUUCAGCGACAACGUGUACCUGUUCGAUGGCAGCAAUGUGUAUCGCAAAUACACCGCUUCAACGACUUCAUUCGACGAGAACAACCUGGGCGUGCUUGUUGCGUCGCGCCAACUGCACGCCGAGACAGCCCUGCUUCCUUAUCAACUCGCCUCCUUCCAUUUCAAGUUCAGAGUUUCCAAGGUCGAAUGGUCAUACUGUGUGGAGAGGUUCGUGAAGAACAGAACUAAAGAACAAGAGCUGGUUCUGGACAAAAACAUGAUGGUCAGCCAGUUCGGGAAGUACGCAGGAGGUCAUCGAUACUACCAUGGCACAUCAGCUUGGGUCAAUCCAUAUUAUAUGGAAAGGGAACUAGAAACAUAUUCGAGUUGGGGCCCCGACGAACAGUUGCUCGCGGUCAGCGAUGCGGGUAUGCAAUAA
Molecule: messenger RNA, 663 nt
Organism: Alternaria ventricosa
Lineage: Eukaryota; Fungi; Ascomycota; Dothideomycetes; Pleosporales; Pleosporaceae
Exons: 2
Coding region: 1-663 (220 amino acids)
Source: RefSeq, a predicted model, not a curated record